AUGAAGUUUUCCAAUGAUCCUAAUUUUCAAAUCGAUGAGGAUUCUUUACAUAUGAACAAUAUACAUCAGAAUAAAAUCGAAGAAGAUGUAAUACCAGAUUCAAAAGCUGUUAGUGAUUACAAUGUAAAUAACCAGGAAGUUCAAAGAAAAAGUUUAUCAUUAAAAGAAGAUGAAAAAAUGAGGAUAAAUAGUGUAGGGGUAUAUAAAGUGAAGAGAGAAGAAUAUAAAAAUAAUAUGAAUGCAAGAAAUGUGCAGGAAAAGAAUAUAAAUCAAAUGUAUAAGCACCAUAAAAAUGUUCCUACAAAAGUAUAUGAUGAAAAUAUAGAAUAUCAAAGGAAGAAUUAUGAAGAAAAUUUAUAUGGGAACACAAAAUAUGAUAGGAUUAAAGAAUUAGAAAAUUAUAUAAAUAUUAACAAUGCGACUAGUGUAUGUUCUUUACGAAUAAAAUUAUGGGAAGCUCUUUUAUUAUAUGUAAACAAUUUGAAUGUAGAAUUUAUUUAUUUUAUUAUAUCAUGUUUAAAAGAAAUAGAAGUAUAUUGGGGACAGGAAGCUACCGAAAAUUUACAUGAGAUAAUUAAUUUAAUAAAUGAUAAAAAAUAUAAAGAAGUUUCUAAUAAGAUAAGAGAAACAUUAUCAAGUUUAUCUGUAACUACUGGAAAGAUAACGGAUGAAAAUCCUUUUUUUUAUACACUAAUUGUAUCUUCAAAAAGAAAUGAAAAUCGAAGUAGUAGUACUAAUAAUUAUUCAGAUUUAACAUGUGAAUUAAAUAAGAUAUUACAAUAUGAGCAUAAUAGAUUAUCUAAUCAAAUUAAUAAUAAGACUUUGGAAUAUAAAAUAAUUGAAGUUAGUAAUGCGAAAGAAGCUUUAUUGGCUUGUUUAAUAAAUCCACAAAUAUUAUCUGUUGUUAUAGUAGAUAAUUUAAAUAUUGAUGAGGAGAGUGUCGAAGAAAAGGACAUCUAUAAUUAUUAUAAUGAUGAAAAUAAUUCUGUAAGAAAUCACAGUGUAGCAAAUUCGUAUGUGUAUAAUUCUAGUAUUGUAAAUAAUCUCCAUAUGCCCAUAAAUAAGUCCAGUAUGAAUAAUAUAGCGGUUAAUGCAUUAGCACUUAAUAAUAAGGAUAUAUAUAUGAAAGGUAUGAUGGGUACUAGUAGGCACCAUAAUAAUAAUAAUAAUAAUAAAAAUAAUAAUAAUAAGAAUAAUAAUAAUAAAAAUAAUAAUAAUAACAAUAAUAAUAACAAUAAUAAUAAUAAUAAUAAUAAUAGUGGUGUAAUUGAUUUUAGGAAAAAUAAAUCAUAUAAUUAUAGUAAUAAUUAUUUAAAUAAUAAUACGAAUUUAAACAAAUAUAAUGAUAGCAAUAAAAAAUAUAUGAUAAAUAAUAUGAAUUAUAUGAAUAAUUUAAAUAAGAUGUAUAAUAUGAAUAAUAUGUAUAAUAUGUAUAAUAUGUGUAAUAUAAAUUACAAUAAUGAUAAUAUUUGUCAUCAUCAAUUUAAAGAGUACAAAUUUAAUAUUGCAGAUUUUGUUCUGGGAUAUGUACAGCUAGUUUCUGCUCCCCUAGAGAAAAUGAAAAAAGGGUUUAAUAGUCUAGUUAUCCUUAUAAAGAGUAUAGCGUAUAUUCGUAGUUCCGUUGAUAUAUUUUGUGUGUGUACAUCCAUAACAUUGGAUAGCUUACAAUCCGUAAAUAAUAUGAUAAUACGUAUUUUCACUACACAUGAUGACCAUAGUGAUUUACAUGAAUCUAUAUUAGACGGAGUAAAGAAAAAGAUUAAGACUCCAUUUUUUAAUGCUUUAAAAGCAUAUGCCGAAAGGCCUAUUGGUGUGUUUCAUGCAUUAGCUAUUAGUAAAGGUAAUAGUGUAAGGAGAAGUAGGUGGAUACAAUCUUUAUUAGAUUUUUAUGGAGUUAAUUUAUUUAAAGCUGAAUCCAGUGCAACUUGUGGUGGUUUGGAUUCAUUAUUAGAUCCUCAUGGUUCAUUAAAAGAUGCUCAAAUAAUGGCUGCACGUGCAUAUAGUAGUAAGUACUGUUUUUUUGUAACAAAUGGAACAUCUAGUUCUAAUAAGAUAGUAAUGCAGGCUUUAGUUAAACCUGGUGAUAUUAUUUUAGUGGAUCGAGCUUGUCAUAAAUCUCAUCAUUAUGGGUUCGUAUUAAGUCAAGCUUUUCCAUGUUAUUUAGAUCCUUACCCUGUGUCUAAGUAUGGUAUAUAUGGUGCAGUACCUAUAUAUGUCAUUAAAAAAACGUUAUUAGAAUAUAGGAAGAGUAAUAAAUUACAUUUAGUUCGUUUAAUAAUUUUAACAAAUUGUACAUUUGAUGGUAUCGUAUAUAAUGUAAAAAGAGUUAUGGAAGAAUGUCUAUCCAUUAAGCCAGAUUUAAUAUUUUUGUUUGAUGAAGCUUGGUUUGCUUAUGCAUGCUUCCAUCCAAUACUUAAAUUUAGAACAGCUAUGACAGUUGCAGAAAAAAUGAGAAGUACCGAGCAAAAAAGAAUUUAUGAAAAAAUACAUAAAAAGUUGUUAAAAAAAUUUAGUAAUGUGAAAAGUUUAAAUGAUGUACCAGAGGAAGAAUUAUUAAAAACCAGGUUAUACCCAAAUCCUAAUGAAUAUAAGGUUAGGGUAUAUGCAACCCAGUCUAUUCAUAAAUCUUUAACAUCUUUAAGACAAGGAAGUGUAAUAUUGAUAAGUGAUGAUAAUUUUGAAUCACAUGCAUAUACUCCUUUUAAAGAAGCAUAUUAUACACAUAUGUCUACCUCUCCGAAUUAUCAAAUUCUGGCUACCUUAGAUGCAGGUAGAGCACAGAUGGAAUUAGAGGGAUAUGGAUUGGUAGAGAAGCAAACUGAAGCAGCAUUUCUCAUAAGAAAAGAAUUGAGUGAAGAUCCUAUCAUUUCCAAAUAUUUUAGGAUAUUAAAUGCGGAUGAUUUGAUACCCGACAGGUUACGGCAAUGUACUGUAUCAUACAUGAAAAGAAAACAUGUAAAUAAUAAUAAUAAUAAUAAGAAGAAGAAGAAUGAUGAUGAUAAUAAUAAUGAUGGUGAUGAUAAUAAUAAUGAUGAUGAUAAUAAUAAUGAUGGUGAUGAUAAUAAUAAUGAUGAUAAUAAUGAUGGUGAUGAUAAUAAUAAUGAUUAUGAUAAUAAUAAUGAUGGUGAUGAUAAUAAUAAUGAUGAUGAUAAUAAUAAUGAUGAUGAUGAUAAUAAUAAUGAUGAUGAUAAUAAUCAUAAUAGUAAUAAUAAUAAUAAUGUAGGAAACCAAAAAAAAUAUAAUAAUUCCUUAAAUUGUAGAUGUAGUGGCGAUGAAAAUUCCACAGGUUCCUAUAUUUUUAAUAAUAAUAUAAAAGAGAUAGAAGAUAAUACAGAAAGCGAACAUAAGAUUCCCAUCGAAUAUGUUGAUGGUAAAUUAUUUAACGUUAUUAAAUAUCCUCAUGAAUAUAUGAGUGAAGAUAAUAGUCCAAAUAAUAUCCCUACAAAUUUACAGAAGAGCAAUAUGAAAUUGAUAAAUUAUAAUAAUAUUGAGGUGGGUAGGAUCUUGGAAAGCUCGAAUUGUUUUAAAUACAGUCAUAAUGUGAAUAUGUCUAAUGUGUUAAUAAAUAAUUCAUCGUAUAAAAAUAAUAGUGAUAAUAAGAAGGAUGGGUUUGAGAAAAGAUAUGUGUGUAAUGAAUAUAAUGAGAGAGUUAAAGAGAAUUGCCCCAAUGAUGAUACAAAUUAUGAUGCGACAUAUAAAGGAUAUGUUAAUGAAGAUGUCAAUGUAAAUAUGAAUGGGCAUGUCAAUGUAAAUAUGAAUGGACAUGUCAAUGUAAAUAUGAAUGGACAUGUCAAUGUAAAUAUGAGUGAUCUUAUGAAUGGGGAUAAUAAAAGUGAUUGGUGUGAUACGAACGAUUGUGAUGAUAAUAAGAAUAUAUAUUGUGAUAAGGCAAAUAAUAUUUAUUAUUAUGGUAAUAAUUAUAAAAGUAAGGAGGAAAAGAGGAAGAAAGCGAAUUAUGGUUCUGUAAAUUCGAUAUGUUGUGAUAGUACAUAUUGUAUGGAUACGAGCGAUGAUAAUUUUAGUUCUAAUGAAUAUUCCUCUUAUAUAGAUAAUAACCAUCAUAAUAAUAAUAAUAAUAAUAAUAAUAAUAAUAAUAUUAAUAAUAAUAAUAAUAUUAAUAAUAAUAAUAGUAAUAGUAAUAAUAAUUCAUGUUCAGGUGAUAUGAAAAACUUCCUUGAAUAUUUUGAAAGAUCCUGGUUAAGCGAAGAUGAAUUUGUUUUAGACCCCACAAGAAUUACAUUAUUUACUGGUUAUUCUGGUAUAGAUGGAGAUACAUUCAAAGUAAAAUGGUUAAUGGAUAAAUAUGGAAUUCAGAUAAAUAAAACAUCUAUUAAUAGUGUUUUAUUUCAAACUAAUAUUGGUACUACAGGUUCUUCUUGUUUAUUUUUGAAGAGUUGUUUAUCCUUAAUAUCACAAGAAUUAGAUCAGAAGAAAAGUUUGUUUAAUGAAAGAGAUUUAAAUCAGUUUAAUGAAAGUGUAUAUAAUUUAGUUUAUAAUUAUAUUGAUUUAUCUGUAUUUAGUGCUUUCCAUCCUUUAUUUAAAAAAAGGUAUGAAGAUAAGAAUAUAUUUAAUAAUGAAGGUGAUUUAAGAAAAGCUUUUUAUUUAGCAUAUGAAGAAAAUUAUGUGGAAUAUAUUUUAUUAAAUGAUUUAAAAGAUAGGAUAAGACAUAAAGAAAUGAUAGUAGCAGCUAGUUUUAUUAUACCAUAUCCUCCUGGAUUUCCUGUAUUAGUACCUGGACAAAUAAUAAGUGAAGAAAUUGUAAAUUAUUUAUCUGGUUUAAGUGUUAAAGAAAUUCAUGGGUAUGAUGAAAAUAUUGGAUUUAGAUGUUUUUAUAAUUUUAUAUUAGAUUAUUAUGAAACGAUUAAUAUAAAUGAUCCAUAUAGUAUGUACCAACCCAUGGAUAAAACGUUAUAUGAACAACUAAAAGAAAAAUAUUUACAUAGUAAAAAGGAUUUACAUGAUCACAGAUUAAGUAAUUUGUAUAUGUAUGAUAAAGAAACUAAGAAAAUGAAAAAGGUUUAUAUACAUAAUAAUAAUGGAUCUUAUUCUGUUGACCCUUAUGGAUCUAUAAGUGAUUUAAAUGAAGAAGAAGGAGUAAUUAUUAAUGCACAACUUGUUAAUAAUAAAAAGGAUAUAUUUUUUCGUAAUAAAAGAGAAAAUAAAAUACACAAUAAUAAUAAUAAUAAUAAAAAGAAGACACAUGUUAACAACAAAUCAGAUGUUAUGAUAAUUAUUCCAUCGGGCGAUCAUUUAAAUCCACAUAUUACACAUAAAAUGAAUGAUAAUAAUAGGAAAAUUAUAAAUACUAAAAAUUAUAACAAUAUUAUUAAUUAUACAUCAAAUAUUUUAAAUAAUAAACAAGACCAUGCUUUUUAUAAUAGCGGAAGUCCUAGAACAUCUGUAUGUUCCAAUCCUAAGAAUAUGAACACAAAUGACAUGUUUAAUAAUUUAAUGCAUACAAAUGAUGAAAGGGGAAAUAAUAAAUCAAUGUUAAAACAUGACAAAAACAACCAUUCUUUAUAUUUAACCAAUGGUUUAAAUACAAAGUCUCAUAAAAAAAUGUACAUUGAAUCGUAUAACCCAAAAGGCGAUAGAGAAUUAGAUUUUCAAAACAAAAGUACUAUGUGUAAUAAUAUGGACGAUGUUGCAUAUCAUGGAAAGCAUUAUCAUAGUGUUAAAAAGGAUGUAAUAAAUAAUGAUACGAGCUUAAAAGAAAACACAUAUAACAAGAAUAUAAUGUCAUGCAAAACAAAUAAUAAUACUGGAACUAAUAGUAAGAAUGAAAGAAAGAAGAAAAAAAGUUUGGGAAUUCAUAUGUCACUCGCACCAAAUAUUAAUCAUUUGAAAGGACAUGAUACAAGUAGAUAUUCCGAUUCGACAUCUAUUUGUGAGGAUAAUAUAAAUGAUGAGAACGUCGAUGAUACAGGUCAUAAAAAAAUUGAUCCUAUUGAUGGGCAUAAUAUUCGGAAUAAAAAAUCUGAUAUUAAGGAAAUACAUUAUAAUAAUAAUAAUGAUAUAUAUGGUAACGCUUGUGAUGUUAUUCCAUGUAAAGAAAAUAUGUAUAUAAAUGAAAAGGAUUCAUAUUCUGAUGUUGUGCUUAUUAAAAGAAAUAAUAAAAUAAAUAAAAGUGAUGGAAAUUAUCAUAAUAAUAAUAGUAACAAUAAUAGUAAUAAUAAUAGUAAUAAUAAUAGUAAUAAUAGUAGUAAUAAUAAUAGUAUGCAUUCAAAUGUCGUACCUAUAUUAAAUAAAGGAAACAUUUUGUUAAAUAAUACAAAUGUAAAAAAUGAUUAUUGCGUCAUUCAAAAGGAUAAUAAAAUAAUGUCGCGAAAUAAUAUGAAUACUAAAUAUGCUUCCUCAAUUGAAUAUAAGAAUAAGAAGGAAGGUGGUGCCUAUUACUCUGAUUCUAGCAAAAAUAUUCACGAUAAUUUAUUUUUAAAAAGAAAAGAAAAUGAAAAUGUUCAGUAUAUAACAAAGAAGGACGUUAUGAAAAGAGAACCUUUGAUAGGAUAUAAUAAAGAGGAAAUCAAAAAAAUAAACGAAUUUUUAAAAAUAAAUAGGAGGAUAGCUGAUGAACCCAUUGGGGACACACAAAUAAAACUUGAUGAAGAAAUUUUAGAAAGAAAGGAAGAAGAUAUCUAUGAUAAUAAUAAAAAUGAUAUGUUUAAUGCAAAUAUUAAAAAUAAUAUUGAGGAUGUAGCAGACAAUUCUGCACAAAUGAAUAUUGAUAAAAAGGAUAUAAUAGUACUAGCUAGUAAUAACAAUUAUUGUGAUAUAAAUAAUAAUAGUUGUAAUUAUGUGAAAAAAUGUGAAACAAAUAAAUGUGAUAUUUAUAUUACAAAGGAUAACUUGGAAGAAAUACAAAAAACAAAUAUGAAUAUAAAAAAAGAUGUUGAGCAUGAUAUAGCAGAGUAUAAUUUUGAUAGUGUUAUAAAUCAAAGUGUAAAUAAUAAUAUAAAUAUUUUAUUAGAUAAAUAUAAUUGUAAUAAUAUAAAAAAAUUAAAUAACUCUAAUAUAUAUGAAAAUAAUAAUUUAUUAAGUAAUGAUAAUAAUUAUAGUGUAAAUCACAAAGUAUAUAAUUCUAUAGAAAAUAUUAACACUUUAAAUUGUGAUAAUAUAAAGACAGAUAAUAAUAAUAAUAAUAAUAAUAAUAAUAUGUCUUAUAAAGAAUAUAAAGUAAGAGGUUUAAUUAUAUGCGAAAAUGAUAUAAAUAAAAAUACAGGUAGACAAUUAAAUACAUUAAAUAAUAAUAGCUACAUUAAUAAUCUUAUAACUAAUGUAGAUGAUGAUACAUUUGUACAUCGAGAAGGGAACUUUUUUCUUCAAUGCGAAUUUGCAAAUUCAGAUAUUAAUUGUAAUAUGUAUGAAAUGGAAACUUCAUUAAAUAAUAUGUGUACUAACCCGGGGGAAGUUAUAAUAAAAAAUAAUAUGGAAUAUAAUGAUUGUGAAACCAAACACAAGUGA
Messenger RNA from Plasmodium reichenowi, 7461 nucleotides. RefSeq names its product lysine decarboxylase, putative. The transcript has a single exon. Gene Ontology annotation, molecular function: catalytic activity. Lineage: Eukaryota; Apicomplexa; Aconoidasida; Haemosporida; Plasmodiidae. Bases 1 to 7461 code for a protein of 2486 amino acids. The record is from RefSeq and is a predicted model, not a curated record.